Messenger RNA from Styela clava, 3877 nucleotides. RefSeq names its product transcription elongation factor SPT5-like. Gene Ontology annotation, cellular component: DSIF complex. Gene Ontology annotation, biological process: transcription elongation by RNA polymerase II; regulation of DNA-templated transcription elongation; regulation of transcription by RNA polymerase II. Gene Ontology annotation, molecular function: protein binding; mRNA binding. The record is from RefSeq and is a predicted model, not a curated record. Lineage: Eukaryota; Metazoa; Chordata; Ascidiacea; Stolidobranchia; Styelidae.
AGUCAGUUAGUACAGUCUAUUUACUAGCUAGUAAUUUAUUUAACGAUAAUUUUGCGCUGUUUGUGAAAGAGUAUAACAAUGUCGGAUAGUGAUGGAAGUGCAAGUGAGUUUUCUGAUGAUGAAGAUGAAGGAGAUUAUAAUCAAAAUAGACGAACCAAUCAAUUUAAUGACAGUGAAGCUGAGGAAGCGGGUGAAAAUGAAGUGAGUGAUGAUGAACCAGGAUCAGAACCAGGAAGUGAUGAAGCUGAAAGUCUCGAUGAUAAAGAUGAAAGUAGAGGAAGAGAGGAUGAAUAUGAUGAAGAAGAAGAGGAAGAAGAACGACCUUCAAAACGUCCUCGACAUGGAGGCUUUAUUAUUGACGAAGCUGAUGUUGACGAAGGAGACGAGGACGAGGAAGAAUGGGAGGAAGGAGCUGAAGAUAUUCUGGAUAGAGAUGAGGAGCAAGAAGCAUCCAAUGCAGAAAAUUUGCAAGAAACCAUGGAAAAUGAAAUGUCUGGGGCAAGAAGACUUCAGAACUUUCUCAGUAAUGAAGGGGCAGAAGAGCUUGGUGAAUAUUACAUGAGGAAAUAUGCAAGUGGAAGCAGUAGAAAAGCAGGUUAUGGAGGAGAAUAUGAAAUGCCUGAUGAAAUCAGUCAACAACAGUUACUGCCUGAUGUCAAAGAUCCAAACUUAUGGACGGUCAAAUGUAAGAUCGGAGAAGAAAAAGCUACAGUACUUCAACUGAUGAGAAAAUUUGUGGCAAUGCAAUACGGGGAAACACCUUUGCAGAUCAAGUCCGUGGUAGCACCUGAGGGUCUGAAGGGUUAUAUUUACAUUGAAUCAUUCAAGCAAACUCAUGUAAAACAAGCAAUUGAAGGAAUUGGAAACUUGAGACUUGGAUAUUAUAAACAACAGAUGGUUCCUACAAAAGAAAUGCCUGAUGUUAUGAAAGUUUUGAAAGAAGUUACAAAUUUAAAACCUAAAAUGUGGGUUCGAUUAAAAAAGGGAAUUUUCAAGGAUGAUUUAGCGCAGGUUGAUUAUGUUGAGCCAAGUCAGAAUCAAGUUUCAUUGAAGUUAAUUCCUCGCAUUGAUUACACAAGAUUACGAGGUGUUUAUCGAGGUACAGAUUCUGAAAAUAGAGAAAAAAGAAAAUUAUACAAGAAACCUCCACAAAAGUUGUUUGAUGUUGAUGCUGUUAGGGCCAUUGGUGGUGAAGUGACAACAGAUGCUGAUUUUCUAAUAUUUGAAGGAAAUAGGUUCAGCAGAAAAGGUUUUCUAUACAAGAACUUCUCCUUGUCUGCAAUUACAGUAGAUGGAGUCAGACCAACAUUGUCAGAACUUGAGAAAUUUGAGGAACAACCUGAAGGUGUUGAUAUUGAAUUGGUGGCUGAAAGUACAACUAAAGCUGAGAAAGAACAUAGUUUUGCCCCUGGUGAUAAUGUGGAAGUUUGCGAAGGAGAACUCAUCAAUCUACAAGGAAGAGUUAUCAGUGUAAAAGGAAAUAAAAUAACAAUUAUGCCCAAGCAUGAAGAUCUAAAUGAUCCUCUAGAAUUUCCAGUUCACGAAUUGAGAAAACAUUUCCAAAUGGGAGAUCAUGUUAAAGUUAUUGCAGGAAGAUAUGAUGGAGAUACAGGUUUAAUAGUGAGAGUUGAAGAACGUAUGGUUGUUCUAUUCUCUGAUCUAACAAUGCAUGAAAUGAAAGUAUUGCCGAGAGAUUUGCAGUUGUGUGCUGAUGUUAGUUCUGGUGUAGACUCUGUAGGAAAGUUCCAAUUUGGUGAUCUGGUCAUGAUUGAUAAUCAGACAGUUGGGGUGAUUGUCAGAUUGGAGAGAGAAAAUUUUCAAGUUUUGUCAAUGCAUGGUAAACUCAAACAGAUGAAACAUCAGGCAGUAACGAGACGACGUGACACAAGAAAUGCUGUUGCUCUCGACGCAGAACAAAACAGCAUACAAGUUAAAGAUAUUGUCAAAGUUAUUGAUGGUGCACACUCGGGCAGAGAAGGUGAAAUCAAGCAUUUGUACCGGGGAUAUGCAUUUCUUAUGUCAAAGAAAAUGAUUGAAAAUGGUGGAAUAUUUGUUGUAAGAACAAGGCAAUGUGUUCUGGCUGGUGGAUCAAGGCCAAGUGCGAUGGGAAUUGGUAUAUUUGCACCACAAAGUCCAAGAAUAAGCAGUCCUGCUAGAAACGAUUCAGGAGGAGGAGGGGGUGGGAAUUUUGGUGGUGGAGGAGGACGCGGCAGAGGAAGAGGACAAAGAGAUACAAGCAUUAUUGGUCAAACAGUACGAGUGCGACAAGGACCCUAUAAAGGACAUAUCGGUGUCGUUAAAGAUGCCACUGAAUCUACUGCCAGGAUUGAAUUACAUUCCAGUUGCCAAACUAUAUCUGUUGACAGAAGCAGACUUUCAACAAUGGAUAAAAGAGCAGGAGCUGGAGGACGAAGCACUGCGUACCAGAGAACUCCAAUGCAGGGAUCACAAACUCCAAUGUAUGGAACUGCUGGAUCUCGUACUCCUAUGUAUGGAUCACAAACUCCACUUCAUGAUGGGAGCAGAACGCCUCAUUAUGGCGCUCAAACACCACAACAUGAUGGCAGUAGAACUCCACGAGAGUCUGGAAGUGCCUGGGAUCCUACAAAUGCAAACACUCCUGCUCGUACUUCUGAAUUUGACUAUGAUUAUGAAUCUGCUUCUCCUGCGCCAUUUGGAGGGGCGACACCCAACCCACAAACCCCAGGCUAUGCAUCAGAUGUUCCCUCGCCUCAAGCUCCAUACUCUAACCCCCCACAAACCCCGGGAAGUUACGCGGGUGAUAGGACAUACUCACCAUAUGGAGCUCCGUCACCAUCUCCCCAAGCUUAUCAAGCUACUCCAAGUCCAGCAGGUUCAGGGUAUCAGCCAACAAGUCCAGGAUACAAUUCAUCCGGAAGUUCUUAUCAACCAAGUCCAUCUCCACAAGGAUAUCAGCCUUCCCCAGGAGGUUCAAGUUAUCAAACACCAUCUCCAGGAAAUUUCCAGGCUACGCCGUCACCACUCGGUUACCAGCCAACUCCAAGUCCCGCUGAUUACACGAGUCCGUUGACACCUGGAGGUGGUUACUCAACACCCGGAUCAGUUGGGUCUGCUUUGGAUCAUGCAAUAAAUACAGACUGGCAAACUGUGGACAUUGUUGUCAUGGUAAAAGAUAGUCAUGAUGAAGGCCAACUCGUUGGAAAACUGGGCGUCGUCAGGAGUAUAACAGGUGGAAUGUGCAAUGCAUACAUUCCAGAGAUUGAUCGAACUAUCAGUGUUGCAGGAGGAAAUUUGGAACCAGUUGUCCCUGGGAAAAAUGAUAAGGUUAAAGUUAUUCUGGGAGAAGACAGAGAAAUGACUGGAGAGUUGAUAAGUAUUGAUGACAAGGAUGGAAUUGUACGGAUGGAUGUUGACAAACAGUUGAAGAUUCUUCAACUUCGUUUUCUUGGCAAAAUCGCCACGACAAAGGAAGGUGGCGGAAAAGGAGACGACGUGGAUUCAGACGAUGAUGAUGAAGACUGAGGAUAACUAAUGACAAAAAAAAUACUUUGUCAAAGAGAGAUCAGCUUAUCAGGUUGCUGGAAGCAAAUGCGAACAUUGGACAUCAUUCCUUAAUAUAUGAUUAACUUGGUUUAUUCAAAAUUAUUUCUGAGCUACGUUUGACAACUGUUGCGUUGUUGCAUGUCCAAUUACUUAAUAUUGGAACCAAUUUGAUUAGAUACAAAUACUUGUUUGUUGAAAGUGUGGUGUCUGGGAGAUGUUCCCCAUUUUGGACACGGUCUGAAUUUGGAGCUUUGCAGCAGACAUAACUCUUGGCAUUACAGCAGGUGUUGCGAAAGCCUCUUGUACAUUGCUUUGUUUAGGUUUGUUAUGUCAAUAAAAGUAAAUCUUGGAA